Messenger RNA from Diabrotica balteata, 585 nucleotides. NCBI's taxonomy places the organism in Eukaryota, Metazoa, Arthropoda, Insecta, Coleoptera, Chrysomelidae. The record is from the annotation of a GenBank genome assembly.
AUGACUUCCUCUUGUACUCGUAAUAAUUAUGAAUGUAAUUCUGAAAAUAGAAAUCAACAGUACACAGCAUGUGCUGCAGCAAAUAAUCUAAAACCUCGUGCUGCUACUACAGGAAGCAUUGACGCUCUUCAAUUGCAGCCUAAAUAUCUUCCAACUUUUGACAGAGAGUACAGAUCUGAACCCCGCGAUUUACCAAAAAGCGAAGAACACCUUAAUGUUUUAAAAUCACAACAGUUUCCUUCCAGUUAUUUUUCAGGAAAAAGUCCAUCGAAUCUGACCGAGACAGGAAUUACCCUAGCAAGCGUUCCUGCAAUGGCUAUCGGAAGUUCAACGGAGGUGCUUGUAAGCAUUGUAGAAAGUCAAGUUAAUAUAAGAAGAAAUUCUGUUAUGACAGAUUCAACUCCUAAAGUAGAAUCCGAGAAGUAUUCCCCAGAUUUUGAAAAUGUCAAGUCUCCUAGUACGGAAUUUACUACGUCCACAGUACAAUCCUCACCGAUGGAGGAUACGAAAAUCAGAGAGCACAGAGAUGGUGUUAAAUAUUGUGAUAAGUACGAUGUAGAUGAUAUUGAAUCCUAUACUGUGUGA